GUGAAGAGCUUGGUGGUGCGCCUGUGGGACGGGGAUGUGGCUGUAGGCAGGGCUGGUGCGAGGGUUGUUAGGUGUGCUGUUUCGGGGAUUGCGCGUCUGGUGCCUUGAAUGUGCUUCCCCGAGAACGAGGUGGAAGCAUCUUGCUUGUUGCUUCUGGAGAGAGCCGAUAAAAUGUAGUUGGCUGGUCAACUUUAAGCUUACUAUUUUUCUGGUACUUCACUUGAAUUGCUUUUUGUAAUCAGUGGCCAGAUGUCAGGCUCUCAUUGUGACUGUGCAGCUUGUAAGGUGGGGCUUUCCGAACCUGUUUUUCUUAAUGUCCCUUAACAUCGCUACCAACGUGUGCUCUUUCUUUGUAAGCUCAUUGCUUUCAGUUCUGUCUAUGUGAAGCCCUGGGUCUCUUUCCUUAACAGCUUGAUGUUGAACUCUUGGCUAUGCAUAUCUCUCAUUGUUCUUCCUGUUGUCCUUUCACUUAUUUAUUGAAACUUUUGUUGGCAGUCUGAUUAGACUUAAUUUACUGAGGUCAUGUUGUUAGCAGAUGGUAUUAGAUCAGUGUUGUUAUUCAGUAUUCCUUCAUUGUUAUUCCUGGUAAACAGCUGUUUUCUAGGAAGACCAAACUUGAUGAAAACUAGCCAUUUGUGGAGUUGGGUUUUUUUGCCUCCAUAGUUCUUUGUAAGCUAUGUCAAACUAGUUCUUAAUUGUUCAGUUCUCUUGAGAGCUGCUUAGACAAAAAUUUCUUCCUUAUCUUGUUAAUUAGUACAGAUAACACUAAUAUAGUACACUGAUAGGACAUUGGAGAAUCUGCUGGUUUUAUUUUUCACUGAAUCUGAAAUAACAAUGUGGAGUUAUUAUGGCUUAAGUCAGCUGUGCUGUUUAAAAUUUAUGUUCUUGUUUUGUGGUAGCAACUCUGGUUUUAUAUGUUGUUCAGCCCGGUGACUUGUAGUUUCAUCAGUUUACUUUAACAGUUUUCUAUCUUCCUUGUAUUUCCCAGUGAAAAUGAAUGUAAAUGAUAGGUACGAAUAUUUCUGGAGUCAGCAAAUAUAUCUUUGUGUGAAGUCAGUCUUUUACCUUAGGAACACAUGCUGUACAAGUAUACAAAAAUGUGUGUGCUCAAGGAACUGAAUUUUGUGAAGGAAAUACACAUAAAGGAACCCGUAGAAAAGGAGAUGAGUCCUCACCUAUUACCAGGUGAACUGCUGCUUUGUGAGGCAAACACAGUAUACAAGUAUAUACAAGAAGAUGGGUCAAAUCGUGGCACCUAUGGGAAACUUGUAUGCACAAACUUCAAGAUUGCUUUCCUUGAUGACUCCACUUCAGAUGAUAAUGAGCCACAAUUUAAGAAUAAGAUCGUAGGAGAAAAUGACAUAACCCUGCAAUGUGUAGAUCAAAUCUAUGGAGUUUAUGAUGAGAAAAAGAAACUUCUAACUGGACAACUGAGAAAAUACCCAGAGAAGCUAAUUAUCUACUGUAAGGACCUUAGAGUAUUUCAUUUCUGCCUGAGAUACACAAAAGAAGAGGAAGUGAAAAGAAUCGUCAGUGGUAUAGUUCAUCAUAGCCAGACUCCUAAGCUGCUUAAACGCUUGUUUCUGUUCUCUUAUGCAUCAGCUGCCCCAAAUAACACAGAUGGCAGAAACCAAACUGUGAUGUUUGAUACUCUUGAGGACUGGCGUGAUGAGUUGGAGCGGACCAAAGGAAAUGUGAAAUACAAAGCAGUGACUACCAAUGAACGCUACAGAGUCUCUGAAAAGCUGCCUUUGUAUUUUGUUGUUCCCAUAUGUGUUUCUGAAGAGAGUAUCUUGAAGUAUGAAGGCAGAGGCAUUCCUAUUUGGUGUUGGUCUUGCCAUAAUGGUGCUGCUCUUCUCAAAAUGUCUGCAUUUCCCAAAGAACAGGAUGACAGCACUUCACAAACACAAAAAGCCUUCUUGGAUGGAAUCUAUAAGACAAUUAGCAAACCUCCCUACGAACUCCUGAAGACUGAUGACUUGUCAAGCAGCCUUCCAUCUCUGCAAGAUAUCCAGACUGCAUACACAAAAUUUAAACAGCUGUUUUUGAUAGAUAACAGUACAGACUUCUGGGCAACUGAUGUGAAAUGGUUUUCAUUACUGGAGAACACAAACUGGCUAGAGAUAAUCAGGCGAGUCUUGAAGAAAGCAAUAGAAGUUGCUGAGUGUCUGGAAAGACAGCAUACAAACGUUCUCCUUAUAGAAGAGAGUGCUACUGAUCUCUGCUGUGUAAUCUCUAGUCUGGUUCAAGUGAUGAUGGAUUCAUACAGCAGAACAAAGUCAGGGUUUCAGAGCCUUAUUCAGAAGGAGUGGGUAAUUGGAGGACAUGGCUUUUUGGAUCGUUGUAACCACUUACAUAAAAGUGACAAAGAGGAGGCUCCUGUUUUUCUGCUCCUGCUAAAUUGUGUUUGGCAGUUAGUACAACAGUAUCCUCCAGCAUUUGAGUUCACAGAAACUUACUUAACUGUCUUGUCAGACAGCCUCUAUGUGCCUAUUUUUAGCACUUUCUUCUUCAACUCACAACAUCAAAAAGACACUAAUUCGAGCGGUGAAAGCCUCAAGACACAAAGCGGUCCUUUCAGAUUUCUCACUGUGUGGGACUGGUCUGUGCAGUUUGACCCUGAGGCCCAGGCUUUCCUGAACAACCCUUUUUAUGCAGAGAAGCCAAAACCAGAUAAAAGUCAACGGAAAACUGCACGAUUCAAACAUCAACGGCAACUUUCUUUGCCAUUGACACAAACAAAAUCUCCCACGAAGAGAGGAUUUUUCAGGGAGGAAACAGAUCAUUUAAUUAAAAACAUCCUGGGUAAAAGAAUUGGCAAGUUCAUGAAUUCUUCAGAUGAACCUCCUAAUACCUUCAGGGAAUUUUAUGAUGGCUGGCAUAGUAAACCUGUUGACUAUCACGGUCUUCUGUUACCUCGCAUUGAUGGCCCUGAAAUCAAAGUCUGGGCACAACGGUAUUUACGAUGGAUUCCUGAAGCCCAGCUUCAUGGUGGUGGUACAAUAGCUACAGCUGCCAAGAUUUUGGACUUGAUGGAGGAAGUGCAAAGCCUGCAGGUGAAAAUGGAUGAACAGCAUAGUCAAGCUGUUUCUGGAGAUGUACAUUCUGUUCCAAUGCUGAUAAAUUCUCCCCGUUUGUCAUCCUUAUUUCCAUUUGCUUUACUUCAGAGACAGUCUGUCAAACCAGCCUUACCCACUAGCACCUGGAAAGACUUGGAAGAUGAAGAUGACUUGGUCAAGAGGGAUGACGAAUUUGUUGAUCUAAGUGGUGAUGUCAUAAAGUGUAUAUAAAUUAACGUAUGAAUUGUAUGUGGUGAAGCUCUGAAUUUUAAAUGUUGUGCUGCAUCCUCAUAUAAGGAACUCACUCAAGCAUCUGCAGCCUGUUUAAUGGGUUUGUGGGGUUAAAAAAAACCCACCUUGAUUGGAAAGAACUAGUUGCCAUAAUUAACAGCAUAUUUUGAACUUCAGUUUCACUCUAACAGUAUUUAUUGCAGAAACACAUUUUUAGUAUAGGUGUAAUAAGAACAGAAGUCUAAGCUGGAGUAGCCAUAUGGCCACUUUCUUUAAAAAAGAAAAAAAACACCAAACAACAAAACCCCAGUAUUUUCUGAUGUAAAGGUGGAAUACUAAAUACACACAGCAACAAUUACUAUCACAUAAAACCUCUUCCCCUUAUGUUAAGAGUACUAAAGUAAGGUGACUAGGAGUUAAAUAGAUGUGCAUUUCCCACCCAUUUAAUAUAAACAGGGAAAAGUGCAACUAAAUGUGCAUUCACAAAUAAGCUUUUUACAGCUGAGGAGUAAAGUUGUGGUCACCAGGGGUUUUCUGUCUACUGUGGCAUCAACUGAAGUCAUGUGCUUAUCAACCUCAUCUUUUCUGACAGUGUUCAUCUUUGGCUUGCAGCACUUCACCUUGUGUGGUGUUAAAAUAGCAGCUUGACUGCUCUAAGCCUGUGCAUGCACUUAACUUAAGGAUCAGAUGCAAGAGCUUAACUACACAUUUCAAGUCUUAUUGUGUGGCUGCUGUGCUAUAUGCCCUUGCUGCCUUGGGAUAUUAAGUCCCAUAUGUUUGCUGUUAAUUGUAAGAAAUGGCCUGACUGAGAUUCUAAUUUGCCAUGAGUAUUUUUUUGCUCCUUUUAACAGAGUGAGACUUUCAUUUUGAUGUUCCCAUUUAUGCCAGUUGCCUUUGAGGCUUUCCAUAGCUUGCACUGAGACCUUCCACAUAGAAGGGAAAACUCUUUCUGUAAUCGUGCAGUGAAGCUGGACUUGCAGUCUGUUGCCACUUGUCAUGAGUUGGUGGUACAGCUUAUGAAUGUGGUGUUCAUACCAUAUGAGCACUUGCAUCCUGUUGCUGGAUGUUAUAACAGUACCUCAGUGAAAAAAGCCAUAAAGAAAUGCCUGUUGACUUUGAUCUACUGUGUGUAUGUUUAUAUAUAAAGUAUUUUUACUGCAAAUAGUCAUUCUUUGUAAAGCUGAAUAUUAUUUGAUUAUCAAAUCUAUUUUGAACCCUUAAAUUCUAGAAUAGCUCAAGAAUGGAUACAAGUUAUAAAAUCAGUUACACUGAGAGGGUAGACAUUGAAUACUUUCUCUUUUUUCAUACCAAUUUAGAAAUCCAUGCUGGAAAACUUAACUUGUGGAGAAACUGUUACUUAAAUUACAUCAGGUUGGUGUAAUCGGGGAUAUUAAGCUGGGUUACUGAUUAAUCACUUCACACUGAGUUGUAUUAAUAUGUAUAGCAAAAAACUAUCAGCAGCCCUCUAAAAAUAAGUGUUACUGUGUUAAAAUACAUGUAUUAAUGGGGAAAGGGGGACAGCUUAAUGCAACUAUGCUAACCUGAAGCUUCCCAACUCUCGAUUGCCUUAAGUCUUAGUAGUGCGAGGACAAUACUUGAGUUUGUAGCGUUUUAUUUAAAAAUACAAUAGUACGUACACUUUCUUAUGUGAUGCAUAUGAUCUUACAACUAGCACUUGCUAGAAUGGGCUGUCCAGCACAUGUUGUUCAGACUCUAUUAUUGUAGUUCAAGUGGCUCAUGUAUGCAAUAAUACUUUGCAUGUUGAAUGAGCAAUGCAUUUUUAUGGCAAAGAAAUACCUAUCAUUCUAAGGUCAUUUGGGUUCAAGGGUUUUUUAAACACUGCCAUAGAAAAAAAUAUUAAAUGGAUUUUUCUAUGCUUUUGAUCAAACUGUUAUAAUGUUUCAGUUGUGAAGAUUACAUAUUUAUAUUAAAGAACAGAUGUUGGACAUCUUAUUUGUACAUAAGUUAGAAGUUUAUAUGGAAGAGAAACAUAUGUGGAAAUGAACAUGAGAACACUUCUAAUGUAGAGUAAAUACCAUUGUUACUGGUUUUCUGCACUGUGGGAUUGGAAAUGUACUUAAUAUUUUUACUCCAGGCUUCUGUUUAUACCUCCAAGUUCUUACACUGAAUGCAAGCUAGAAGCUUUACAGUUUGGUUUUUUUAUACUGUUAACUCUGUGUAGUGGGCUGUUUGGAGAGUGUCAAUAAAAUAUACUUUAAUGUAUUUGUCCUGAAAUGAGAAUGUAUGUUUAGGGUCAUAUUUUGCAAACGAUGUUUUAAAUCAUAGCACGCUUUUGACAAUCUGCAGUGGCAAAGCUUUUUGAGUUAUAUGCUGGGUUUUUAUAGACUGUUAGAGGGAGGAAGCUGUGUAGUUUUGACCUGGUUGUACUUACUGGAGGGGUGCUGUCAGCUUAAGGAAGAGGAAAGUUCAAUGCAGUGUAAUAGGAUGACAAUGGAAGGUUACUAAAAUGGUGUAGAAAGUGUCUGCUGAAUUGUCAGUAUUUGGGGGUUUAUUAAAAACACUGUUUAUUUUGGUCUUAGCAAUGUACUUCCCCCAUUUCAAGGGGGAACAUUGUUCUUACAAUGUUAAACUAUGCAACUUCUUGAAAUUGCUAUAGUGGGGUAUCUCUCAGACCGAAUGUGUAUUGAGCAUGGAUUGUGAGAUGGUCAGUGAUAUGCAGAGUACAAAUGAAAAACUUCAGAUUUUUUCCAGAGAUUACAAAUUACUAACUUCUGUACAAAAACAGCACUAGUGCAAAUCACAAAUUACGAAUCAUGCCCCUGAGACUGUUCAAAGCCUGUGACGCUUGUUCUUGAAGUCUUAUACAAUAAUAGCUCGUGCAGCAGCUGCGAAGUGCUGGGUCAUGUUGUAACAAGGUGUGCGUCCGCCUCACCCACAUCUAAAGAUCAGUGCAUGUACUUUGACCACUUGGCUUUGAUUUAAGACUGUGUUCACUAGUGAAAAUGUUCAGCUAUUGAUGUACACCAUAUUGGAAUGCAAACAUGUACUCUAUAAAGAUAAUUACAGCC
This is a messenger RNA of Grus americana (Whooping crane), 6319 nucleotides long. RefSeq names its product myotubularin related protein 12 (gene MTMR12). NCBI's taxonomy places the organism in Eukaryota, Metazoa, Chordata, Aves, Gruiformes, Gruidae. The record is from RefSeq and is a predicted model, not a curated record. The transcript is spliced from 16 exons. The coding region runs from base 1077 to 3290 and encodes 737 amino acids.